Messenger RNA from Necator americanus (New World hookworm), 1101 nucleotides. RefSeq lists its product as uncharacterized. NCBI's taxonomy places the organism in Eukaryota, Metazoa, Nematoda, Chromadorea, Rhabditida, Ancylostomatidae. Bases 1 to 1101 code for a protein of 366 amino acids. The transcript is spliced from 12 exons. Gene Ontology annotation, molecular function: dipeptidyl-peptidase activity; serine-type peptidase activity. Gene Ontology annotation, cellular component: plasma membrane. Gene Ontology annotation, biological process: proteolysis. The record is from RefSeq and is a predicted model, not a curated record.
AUGGUUUUAAUUACUACUGCUUCGCUUUCAGCUUGUAAUAGAUAUUUCACAGCCUCGGCGCCUUCGCCGACCAACCGCCAUCUAUACUCAACGAAAGGAUCACCGACGACUACUGAUGAGUGGAAAUGCGUAUCCUGUGGAUACGCUAACUGUACCUACCAAGUCAAUCAGUUGACACCCGACAUCAAACAUAUACUCAUGUGGUGCAAGGGACCAGCGCUUCCACGAUAUUACCUUGGUGAAAUCAUUGGACGAAAAGUUGAGAACUUGGUGCAAAUACUAAGAGACAAUACUUACGAGAUAGAAUUGGCUUUAACAAGACUACCAACUGUUAUAAGCGACAGCGUCCCGCUGAAGCAAGGAUAUGAAGCCAUUGUAAAGAUCUACCUUCCACCUGAUCAACUGCGCCAAUCUAGUCCGUUACCUGUGCUGCUCAACGUUUACGCUGGGCCUUUAGGCCCGCAGAUGGCUACCGAUGAAUUUCUCACGAUGGAUGGGUUCGCAGAGUUCGUAGUCGCUUCACAAAAUUAUGCUGUGGUAAUGAUAGAUGGACGUGGAUCGAGCGGACGUGGAUGGAAAUACCGAGGGGCCUUCUAUGGCGCACUAGGCACCGUGGAGAUCGAAGACCAAAUAGAAGGGAUUCGACAGGUGAUGAGAAAAUAUCCGUUCCUUGACGCUCACCGUCUUUCGGUAUAUGGAUGGUCUUACGGAGGAUUUGCAGCUGCACUGAUGACUGAAAAAGCGCCUGAAUCAUUUUUUAAAUGUGCAAUUUCAGUCGCUCCGGUUGCUAACUUUUUCUAUUAUCACGGGUCGUACUCCGAAAAAUACAUGGCGAAUGCUGAGAAGUCCGCCUACGAUGCUAUCGACAUUACUAAAAAUGUGGCAAAUUUCAAGAAAACUCGCUUGCUACUGGCUCAUGGAUUGUAUGAUGAAAACGUCCACUUCCAACACAGUGCACUCUUUAUAGAAGUUCUGCAACGAAACGAAAUUGACUUUGAUGUUAUGGUGUAUCCAGAUGAAGACCAUGGUAUAGGACCAUCCCGGUUCUCUUUGCAGGAGAAAAUAGCGUCGUUCCUUGGACAAUGUGCCAAAAGUGCAUGA